This is a messenger RNA of Sorghum bicolor (sorghum), 1580 nucleotides long. Its product is annotated as 50S ribosomal protein 5, chloroplastic. Lineage: Eukaryota; Viridiplantae; Streptophyta; Magnoliopsida; Poales; Poaceae. Bases 16 to 1368 code for a protein of 450 amino acids. The record is from RefSeq and is a predicted model, not a curated record. The transcript has 2 exons.
UAAAAAGAAUAGAAGAUGGACAUUUUCUUCGUGCAACAAUCGUUUCGUCCUGCCUGCUGUCCUACUAGGAAACAUCCUGCAGACCGUCAUCCCCUCCCUGAUCCUCUCCCCUUUCCUAUCUUGUCCGCGCAGGCGCCCCAAUCCCUGCGCCGAUCCCCUCCGCGAGAACUCCCCAAUUUCUCCGUCAGCGAGGGGCUCGUGAGCCAUCCGCCGCGAGACCGUCAGCGAGACCCAUCCUCGAGCGCCGCCUGUGACCUCCUCGUGAGAGCGCCAUCCGCGACCCUGUCCUUGAGCGCCGUCCGCUGCGACACCGUCGUGCCGUUCGCGACAGCUGCCUCGGCCGCAACAAGCGUUGUCGCGGCUGCGUCGGGACAGCGGGCACCUCCGUCCGCGCGAGGACGGGCCUCGAGCGCCGCCCGCGACCUCCUCGUGAGCGCCGUCUGCCGCGAGAGCGCCGUCCGCGACAGCUGCCUCAGCCGCAACGAGCGCCGUCGCGACAGCGUCGGUGCGGGCAACUCCGUCCGCGCGAGGACGAGCCUCGAGCGCCGCCCGCGACCUCCUCGUGAGCCCUGUCCUCGAGCGCCAUCCUCGAGCUGCCGUCCACAUGACCCCCAUCGUCGAGCACCGUCUGCCGCGAGAGCACCGUCCGCACGCCGCCGUCCACGCGAGCCCCGUCCUCGAGCGCUGUCCGCGACUGCUGUGAUCUCAGCCGAGCGCUGUCCGCGCGCCGUCCGCGAUAGCUGCCGUCCAUGCGACCCUCGUCCUCGUGUACCGUCCGCCGCGACACCGUCGCGCCGUCCGCGACAGCUGCCUCGCCCGCAACGAGCGCCGUCACGACAACUUUGGGACCGUGGCUACCUCCGUCCGCGCGAGGAGGGCCAAGGAUUGAAAUGUGCCUGGAGCGCCGCAUGUGAGUUCAGAAUUGAAAUGUGCCUGGAGCGCCGCAAGGAGGGCCAAGGAGGCCACACCCACCAAUGGCGCUCCUCCUCUCCCCGACCGUCUCCUUCCUCGUCUCCCCCGCUGCUCCACGCUCCCGAGCACUCUCCGCUACCGCCAAUGUCUCCUACCCAAGGCCCUCUGAAUGUUACUUCUACUUGUGCUUCUUUCGCCGAGAAGAGGCCGGUUCUUGUCCAUGCCACGGCAGAGGGUUCUGAGGCUGGUGCGGAGCAGCCAGAAGAGCCGAAACCGGUGACCAAGAUCGAGGACAUGUCGCUCGAGUUGAAGCAGAAGAUGAUCAUGGAACAGAGGGCGCGGAUGAAGCUUGCCAAGAAACUGAGGCAGCGGCGCAAGCGGCUUCUCCGCAAGAGGAAGCUUAGGAAGAAGGGCAGGUGGCCUCCGUCCAAGAUGAAGAAGCUCAAGAAUGUAUGAACAGCGUCAAUGUUGACAGCCACUCUGCCUUGGCUCUCUGUGUUGUGGUUGCCCAGUGUACCAAUUUUUCUGUUCAGAAUCUGAGACACGAUACCUACAAAAUGUAAUUCUGUUUUUCAUGUAAUUGAAUCUUCUUACAGUCUAGCCUACUCAAUGUGUCUGAAUUUUCUCCCUGCAUCCGUAUAUGAUUGAUGUGCUUUAGCUUUGGUUCA